Cygnus atratus (black swan) is the source of this 1542-nucleotide messenger RNA. RefSeq names its product neuronal pentraxin 1 (gene NPTX1). Gene Ontology annotation, cellular component: plasma membrane; neuron projection. Gene Ontology annotation, biological process: axonogenesis involved in innervation. Lineage: Eukaryota; Metazoa; Chordata; Aves; Anseriformes; Anatidae. The coding region runs from base 1 to 1305 and encodes 434 amino acids. The transcript has 5 exons. The record is from RefSeq and is a predicted model, not a curated record.
AUGGCCGCGGCGCUGCCCGCCGGGCUCCCGCUGCUGCUGCUGCUGCUGGCGCCGCGCGGCCGCGCGCAGAGCUUCGGGCAGACCCGCUUCGUCUGCACCUCGGUGCCGCUGGACGGGGACGUGUGCGCCGCCACCGCGCAGGGCGCCGGCUCGGCCGAGGAGCUGAAGAGCACGGUGCUGCAGCUGCGGGAGACGGUGCUGCAGCAGAAGGAGACCAUCAUGAACCAGAAGGAGACGAUCCGCGAGCUGACGGCCAAGCUGGGCAGGUGCGAGAGCCAGAGCGUGCCGGACGCGCUGCCCGGCGAGCCCAAGGGCGGCGGGGCCGGCAGGAGGCAGCCCGGCUUCGCCAAGAACACCAUGGGGGACCUGUCCCGGGCGCCGGCCGCGGAGACCCUGAGCCAGCUGGGGCAGACCCUGCAGUCCCUCAAGACCCGCCUGGAGAACCUGGAGCAGUUCAGCAGGAUGAACUCCUCCGGCCAGACCACCAACCUGAAGGACAUACUGCAGAACAAAAUCGACGACCUGGAGAAGCAGGUCCUGUCCCGGGUGAACAGCCUGGAGGAAGGCAAGUUCAACCCCAAGAACGAGUCCGAGGAGCGGGGCAAGAUCGAGAGCACCCUCACGUCGCUGCACCAACGCAUCAGCGACCUGGAGAAAGGCCAGAAGGACAACCGGCCGCCGGACAGGUUCCAGCUCACCUUCCCGCUGCGCACCAACUACAUGUACGCCAAGGUGAAGAAGAGCCUGCCCGAGAUGUACGCCUUCAGCGUCUGCAUGUGGAUCAAGUCCAGCGCCUCCCCCGGCAUGGGCACCCCCUUCUCCUACGCCGUGCCCGGGCAGGCCAACGAGCUGGUGCUCAUCGAGUGGGGCAACAACCCCAUGGAGAUCCUCAUCAAUGACAAGGUGGCCAAGCUGCCCUUUGUCAUCAACGACGGCAAGUGGCACCACAUCUGCGUCACCUGGACCACGCGGGACGGCGUGUGGGAGGCCUACCAGGACGGCACGCAGACAGGCAGCGGCGAGAACCUGGCACCCUACCACCCCAUCAAGCCCCAGGGCGUCCUGGUGCUGGGCCAGGAGCAGGACACGCUGGGCGGUGGGUUCGACGCCACGCAGGCCUUCGUGGGGGAGCUGGCCCACUUCAACGUGUGGGACCGUAAGCUGAGCCCCGGCGAGGUGUACGGCCUGGCCACCUGCAGCAGCAAGGCUCUCUCGGGAAACGUCAUCGCCUGGGCCGAGGCCAACAUCGACAUCUACGGCGGGGCCACCAAGUGGACUUUCGAGGCCUGUCGCCAGCUCAACUAGGGCCACGGACAAGCGAGAGAAGCCUCCUCAUUGGGUUCUUUUAUUUUUGUUUUCCUCCUUUUUUUUCCUUUUUUUUUUUUUUUUUUUUGCGCAAAAACAACUGAGAACGAAGCCACGGGGCUGCCCGCCCCCGGAGCCCCACGACCGUCUGGUUUCUGUCUUGCCAACGUCCUUCAACGCCUGCGUGCCUUGGCCUGGCGCGGCUGCGCCCCGUCCUGCUCCCCUCUCCCCCCCCGG